AUAUCAAAACCAUUCAAAUCAAGCAGUAAAACUAUUUGGACAUGUCCAAAUGCACUGAAACCAGUAUCUGAAAGGUGCAAAGAUUUUACAUUCGAAAAAACGAAAGCAAACCAGGGGGAGAAGCAGGUGUCGGCGGCGACUAACCUACAGGCGGUGUAUCUGAAGAAGCUAUUGGAUGAGAAGGAAAAGGAAAUCAAAUCACUUCAGAAUCAGCUUCAUAAAGCCAACAACGAAAAUGUGAAGCUGAUACAGGAACUAGAAGGAUACAGGGGAAAGAACUACGAUGAAAUGUACAAAGAGAACUUGACCAAUAAAGACCACUUAAAUCGAGUGUGUCGGGAAAACAUUCUGCUGCAUGGACUUAUCCGGAAGCAGGGUAACAGACGACUACAGAGACCGGAAGUCAAAGAAGCCGAGGAGAAGCAUAAUACGGAGCCUACUGAACGACUAAGACUGACCAAAUCUGCUAAACCCAGACUGUGUUAAUGCUCUGAUUGCUAGGUUGUACUAGCUUGUCGUUGCAAUCACUAUACAACUUUCCUCAGAAGGAAAAAUUUAAUCAUUUGUAAAUAAAAUCUUACUGUUU
Molecule: messenger RNA, 586 nt
Organism: Saccostrea cuccullata (small rock oyster)
Lineage: Eukaryota; Metazoa; Mollusca; Bivalvia; Ostreida; Ostreidae
Exons: 3
Source: RefSeq, a predicted model, not a curated record